AUGUCAUCAUCCACAUCUUCUUCUUCAACUUCCAAAAAAUCAAAAUACACCUAUUUUGAUAAUGAAAACAAGGAAAAUAUCGAUCCAGUCACCGGUUUACAUUCGAAUAUUAGACCAAUCGUCAAUUCCUGUGGUUCCUCAAAGAAAAGAGUAGCAUUAAAAGAUAUUACUCCUGUAAGAGUUACAUUAUCACCCAAAAAAAUUAGACCGACCUCUGCUCUGGCAAAAGUUAAUAAUAAUAGUAAUAAUAAUAAUUCAGUUUAUGUUAUUACCGGCACAAGUUCACAGCAAUCACCAUCUAUAAAUAAUCAAAAUACACCAAAACCAAUUCCUUUUCCAAUUUUUUCAAACCCAUUAAACAACACCACAAGCAACAACACAUCAACAACACAGUCAACUUCAUCAAAAUCAAAAUCUUCAACUUCUUCUUUAUCUAUUAGAACAAUUAGAUAA
This is a messenger RNA of Heterostelium album PN500, 453 nucleotides long. RefSeq lists its product as uncharacterized. The coding region runs from base 1 to 453 and encodes 150 amino acids. The record is from RefSeq and is a predicted model, not a curated record. The transcript is spliced from 2 exons. NCBI's taxonomy places the organism in Eukaryota, Evosea, Eumycetozoa, Acytosteliales, Acytosteliaceae.